Messenger RNA from Papaver somniferum (opium poppy), 1481 nucleotides. Its product is annotated as protein FAR1-RELATED SEQUENCE 8-like. Bases 218 to 865 code for a protein of 215 amino acids. Lineage: Eukaryota; Viridiplantae; Streptophyta; Magnoliopsida; Ranunculales; Papaveraceae. The record is from RefSeq and is a predicted model, not a curated record. The transcript has 2 exons.
UUUAAAAUUCCCAAAAUAUUUUCAUUUCCAUCAUUAGAUCAGAAACUUAAUAUCACGAGGUUCUUCCUCUUCUCUCUUCCAUACGGGAUCAGAAACUUAACGCCAUUUCAAUUUUUUCUUUUCCUUUCCCCAUUGAUAUCACCCCAACAAUUGCUACCAUGACUAAUUACUCUGGUUCUGCUCGCCUAUCUAUGUUAAUCCGUUUUUCUUGAGACAAAUGACUAAUAUGGAUGAAGAUACAGAAGUACCUAGUGAUGGAAAGCUGUCAAAACCUGCCAUGUACAUGUAUUUUUCUUCUAUUGAAGAGGCAGAGAAUUAUUACACAGAAUAUGGAAAAAGCUUGGGAUUUUCAAUUCGUAAACGAUCAUCAUAUGCUACUGGACGAGGACCACGUAUAACUAGAGUGAUUUUUGUAUGUGGUUGCGAAGGAAUUCACGUAAGUAGACCUGAUCAAGACGAGAUCGAUCUUAAAAGAAAAAGAAAUACUUCAUCAAUGAAGUCUGAUUGCAAGGCAAUGAUCCGCAUAGCUUUUGACAUAAAACAUCAGACUUGGUAUAUAAAUAUAUUUAGAGAAGACCACAAUCAUGUCAUGGUUUCCCCUAAAAAUCGACAUUUAAUGAGGUCAAGCAAGUAUAUGCCUCCUGCUGCCAAGAGCUUAGCUGAGAAAUUUAACAAAGAGAGGCUUCCGGUUGGAAAGGUAGCAUCUCUAUUUGGAGAAAGUGAGAAUAUCGGAUUUACACCGAGGGAUGUGUAUAAUCACUUGAGAACAGUUAGACAAUCUCUAAUAGAGGUGGGAGAUGCAGAAGCUGUGAUGAAUUAUUUUAGAAAAAGAACAAUUGAAAUCCCAAUUUUUACUAUGCCGUAAAAACUGAAGAAUUUGGGAGGGCAGCGAAUAUAUUUUGGGUUGAUGCACGUUCACGAAUGGCCUAUAGAAGGUUUGGAGAUGCUGUUGCGUUUGAUACUACGUACAAGACUAAUAAAUAUUCUACGUCGUUUGCUCCAUUCACGGGUACAAACCACAUCACCAAUCUAUUACAUUUGGACUUGCAUUGUUAGGUGAUGAAACCAAAGAAACUUUUACCUGUGAAGAUUAACGAGGUGACAAAAAUUGGUGUAUAUAACUGCCGUAAAUUUGAGUUUGUUGGCAUACUAUGUAGGCAUUUGCAUCAUGUUUAAGUACUUCGGUUCUAUGUGGCGGAGAUUCCACCUUAUUUUAUAAUGGAAAGGUGGACCAAACAAGCAAACGAUUUUGAAGUUUUAGGGCCAGAUGGUUUGGCAAUGAAAGAUGGUAAGAGUACUGGAAUAGAAGCCAUGCGGAUCAGUCAUUAUUGUCGACUUUCAACUGAGCUGGCCUAUUGAUAAGCAUGUAAAUGUUACAUUUUAUACCCAUAUUUAUAUUAGCUAGGAUACAAUAUUUUAGUUGCUAAUACUAUUUUAGUGCUUUUGUAGAAAGUACAAGUGAAUUCGAUCAUCCAACGAAU